ACAAGCGUCUCGCCAGUAUCACCCAGUGGAAUGGAGUGCCACCCGAGGGUGAUAGAACGACGGAAGUAUCGGAAGAGUGCGCAAACGCAGUGGCAACAUUUUCUGGCGGAGGGGGGUUCACGGUUCGAGCAAAUCUUUUCCCUCCUCCUACUCUCCUAUCCGUCUGAUCCCCGAGCACGGCAAGCCCUCGCCUCAAAAACCCGGCAGAGUUUGGGUGGUAAUCUCACAGGUCAUUCGAGCACGCCCGGAUGCACACGGGGCAUUUCCAGAGGUCCUCCUGCGUGUGUUGUGUGUGUAUGUGUGUGUGGCUUUUUUGUUUUAACUUCUUCUUCUCUUAGUGGACGUUAUUGCAUCAACAGUGCGGUGAGCCGAAACAAUUUGGAUUUCUCUUCUUCGUCGACCGAACAGAAAAAAUCAGUGCGGGUUGCGGUUUGUCCGGCUGCCAUUCAAUUUCGUCGGGUUAUCUCCAGUCUGGAAUCUUCAAUAGUCUUUGCCGCCUCUCUCAGUGCCAUGACACUCAGGGUGCUGACGCUGCUGAUGAAGAUAAGAAGAUAAUCAUCAACCCGCAAUAACGCGCGCGCCAUGGAUGGUGAGAAUCGAAUCAUUCUCAACGUGGGCGGCUUCCGCUUCGAGACUUACCGGACGACGCUGAAGAAGAUCCCGGCCACUCGACUCUCACGGCUGACGGAAGCCCUGGCCAACUACGAUCCGGUGCUCAACGAGUUCUUCUUCGACCGCCAUCCGGGUGUCUUUGCCCAGAUCCUCAACUACUACAGGACGGGCAAACUUCAUUACCCGACCAACGUUUGCGGGCCCUUGUUCGAGGAAGAACUCGAAUUCUGGGGCCUCGAUGCCAAUCAGGUGGAGCCAUGCUGCUGGAUGACCUACACUGUCCAUCGAGACACCCAGACUACGUUGGCCAUUCUGGACAAGUUGGACAUCGAGACGGACAAGCCGAGCCAAGAGGAAGUGGCCCGCAGGUUCGGCUACGAGGAGGCCUACCACAAGGGCCGUCUCAACUGGUGGCAACGUACCAAACCAAAGAUCUGGUCGCUUUUCGACGAGCCUUACUCUUCCAACUCAGCCAAGAUCGUCGGCUUGGUUUCGGUGUUUUUCAUCUGCGUCUCGAUCCUGUCGUUCUGCCUGAAGACGCAUCCCAACUUGCGAGUGCCCGUCAUACGUAACGUCACGAUCGACUGGUCGAGAUCGGUCGUGGCUUCGCCCGGCGGAGUCCUGGACAUUUACCAGCGAUUCCGACAUCAAUAUCCGACUCGGCACAGCAACUGGACAACCAGUUGGACAUUGGACAAGACCCGCACCGAGCCCCAUCAAGCCUUCUUCUUUGUCGAACUGAUGUGCAAUGUCUGGUUCACGCUGGAAUUUACGGUCCGUUUCGUCGUGUGCCCAAACAAGUGCAUCUUCGCCCGGUCGCUAGUCAACAUCAUCGACUUGGUAGCCACUCUCUCAUUUUACACCGACAUUCUCCUACAGGAGCUGGCCCAUCAUGUGGACAACGCCGACAUCCUGGAAUUCUUUUCCAUCAUUCGAAUUCUGCGUUUGUUCAAAUUAACGCGCCAUUCACCCGGCCUGAAAAUCCUGGUGCACACGUUCAAAGCCUCGGCCAAAGAGCUGACGCUCCUCGUCUUCUUUCUCGUCCUGGGCAUUGUCGUCUUCGCCAGUCUCGUCUACUACGCCGAACGGCUCCAGGCCAAUCCCGACAACAAUUUCAAGAGCAUCCCGGAAGGUCUUUGGUGGGCCAUCGUCACCAUGACAACGGUGGGCUACGGAGAUAUGGCACCCAAAACGUACGUGGGAAUGUUUGUCGGUGCCCUUUGCGCUUUGGCUGGCGUGUUGACCAUCGCCCUGCCGGUCCCUGUCAUCGUCUCCAAUUUCUCAAUGUUCUACAGCCACACGCAGGCGCGCUCUAAAUUGCCUAAAAAAAGACGCAGCGUCUUGCCUGUGGAGCAGAUCCGGCGGAAGCAACAACAGCAAAAUCGAAACGAUGGCGGCGGCGGUGGUGGUGGCGGCCUCCAGCGGCGGAUGAACGCUUUCAAGCACAAUCCUCCAGCCAUGUUGCUCAAGGAUGCCAUGGCCGUUACUUUCGGUGCCGCGGGUGCUUGUAAUAAUGUCAACGUCACAGCGGCGGCAGCGGCGGCCAAUAAGCUGCCCGGCUGCACCAGUUCCGUGGCAUCCAUUCAAGUACAACCGAUGCUUCCGAUGCUUCCGGGCCGCCCAUCAGCCGCCUUCGAUUUCACCGCCCUGGGACUCAUGGCCAAGAUUAUUGAAUCACCGCCUUUAGUGACACUCCAAGUGGCUGGUAAGAGUCCGUCGUCGUCGCUGGCCUGCCUCCAGCCGUUGCAGGACGGACUGCAGGCCAUGGCUCGUCAUUCAUCUCCACCGGUGGUGGUGGCCCCGGCCCAGGUGCCGACGUUGGACGUUGACGUUGAAGCUUCAAGCAACGCCAACGACGUCAAAAUCAACGGAAAUCAUCUGGCGGCCGAUGCGGAGAUGACGUCGAUAAGUGAAGCCGGCAAAGAUUUGCUGAUCGAUCAGCUGCUGGCUGCUCCUCCCGCUCCCUCGUUCAGCUGAGAGCACUUCAGAGACUGAUGUGCUGGGGAUGGCGCAUGCUGUGCUGUGUGCAUCAUAUGGUCCAUUUCGUCCCCUUUCUUUCUUUCUCUUCUUCUUCUUCUUCUUCUUCUUCUUCAACCCUCAUGUUCCUAUAACCGCCACACCAAUCGAUUAGAUUCAAUCUACUCUUUGCUGCCAAUGCUGAUGCGAUGCCCUAGAUAUAUAUAACUAGACUCUGGUCCUCUUUUAGCUAUUUCUUUUUCUCUCUCUUGAUUCUUGUUUCUAGUUUUAUUUUCUUCUCUUUCCUCGUUGACGGACGCCAAAUCAUCAAUCAAAUAUGGGGAGAAACAUUCAAAUUGAUCCAAUUUGUGAACGUGUCGAUAUAUUUAUAUAUAAUUAUAUAUACAUAUUUAGAUUUGGCUUUCUUGUAUAUUUGUUUUAACACCCUUAUACACCAUGUGUGAUUGAAUAUUUUUGUUUCGUUGAUUUCAGAAAUUUUGCUAUGAAAAUAUUAUUUCGUUCUGUGACUUUUUGGACGCUGGAAAAUUACUUAUUUAGCCCAAAAAAUACGCACAUUCAGAUCUUGGCCAUUUUGAAAUGCCCUCUCAUACCGAAAUGCCAUUUCAGCUCUCCCGUGUACAUAGAUGAUUCUCCGUGAAGCACGUCUAUAUCCAAUGCAGAAUCAACAGAGCAAGGGCAAUUUUCUCGGAAAAAGACCCACAAAAAGGAUAUCGAAUGUGCGUAUGGGAUGAAUGGCUUCGGUAUAUACAGAGUCGCAGCAGUCAAAUGUCAAGCUGAUGAAGCAUGUCUCAAUAAAUGCUGAAUAUAAAUUCA
Molecule: messenger RNA, 3402 nt
Organism: Daphnia pulex (common water flea)
Lineage: Eukaryota; Metazoa; Arthropoda; Branchiopoda; Diplostraca; Daphniidae
Product: potassium voltage-gated channel protein Shaw-like
Exons: 12
Coding region: 583-2589 (668 amino acids)
Biological process (GO): potassium ion transmembrane transport; protein homooligomerization
Cellular component (GO): axon; neuronal cell body membrane; voltage-gated potassium channel complex
Molecular function (GO): protein binding; delayed rectifier potassium channel activity
Source: RefSeq, a predicted model, not a curated record